CUUGUUCUCACAAACAAAAUUGAAAAUUGAAAUAGCUGUCACUUACCCACUUCAUUCAUAUUACGCCUCGUCCUUCUUCUUCCUUCCUUCCUUUCUUCCUUCACAAAACAUUUUUCUGAAAUUCCACAAAGCAACAAUGGCGAAGAUGAAGAAAUUCCAAGUGAAAUUAGACAAUUUGAAGCUUUAUGGAUAUGACAAAGAGAAUGAAAGAAUCGCCAUUGAAAUCAAAUGGAAAGGUCCUCAAAGACAUUCCCUUUUAUCCGUUCCAUUUUAUGCAAAAUCCCCUCUCCAAAUUAACCGAACCUCCGCCCAACCAGUUCUAAACAAUCAUCACCAAUGGAACCACGAAUUCCACAGCAUUUGUGCAUUCGAAUUCCCCCAUCAUGAAGAUCCUUCUUCCAUUCCGUUCUGGGAUACAAAAUUCUAUGUCUUACUCGAAGAAUCCACAAAAUCCAAGACGAAGACUUCUGUUUUAGGCAAGGCGUCGCUUAAUUUAGCAGAGAUGCUUUUGGCAUUGGAGAGGAAAAUGGAGCGAAAUGUUCCUAUUACGUUGAAGGAUUCUGCAGGAGCGGCUCCUCAUCAUGCUAUGAUUUCUGUAUGUGUGAAUUUUGUGGAGAUCAGAGAUGGGUCGGACAUGAUUCAUCAACAAGACAAGGAGGGAUUUAUGAAAGCGUUGAAAGGUUUAACGAGCUUCAAGAAGAAGAACAGGGAAAAGGGUAAAAUGAUUUCAUCGGACGGUGAAAACAGGGGUCUGGGAGAUCCAACGAUUGGGGAGGACGAUGGAGAUCAAAAGCUGGGGAAAUUGUUCUCUAAGAAGAGACGGCUGAGUUUUAGUUUUAGACAUUCGAAAGGGAAAGUGGAGCCGUGGUUGGAGAAGACGAACACGGCGGUCAACGACGGAGUUACCGUUGACCAACAGCAACACGACAAUGAUCCUUCCGUGUUGAAAGACGUCCCCAUUUCAACUACUUCUCAGAUGGAGAAAACAGAAAGCACAGCGUUUUCUUUAGAAACAGAUGGUCAAAACAAAGAAACUAGCGGAGGGAAGUGGGAAACUAGAGAAAUAGUAAGCAGAGAUGGCAAGACAAAGCUGAAAACAGAGGUGUUCUUUGGCUCGUUUGACCAGCGGAGCGAGAAGGCUGGAGGCGAGAGUGCCUGCACGGCGAUAGUCGCCGUGAUCACCCACUGGCUGCACUCGAACUAUGGUAUGAUGCCCACACAACAGGAGCUUGACAACCUCAUAAUGGAAGGCUCAUCAGAAUGGCAAAAGCUUUGCAACAAUGUCUGCUACUCCAACUACUUCCCAAACAAACAUUUUGACCUCGAAACCGUCGUGCAAGCUGACGUCCGACCGAUCGCAGUCUCACCUGAAGAUUCCUUUGUUGGGUUCUUCAGCCCAGAGAAAUUCAGCUGCUUGACAGAAGCAAUGUCCUUCGAGCAAAUAUGGAAUGAAGUCAAUGCCAAAACAUGUUCAAUUUACGAGUCGAGAAUUUAUAUCGUGAGUUGGAACGAUCACUUCUUCGUGAUGAAGAUGGAAGAAGAUGCGUGUUACAUCAUUGAUUCAUUGGGUGAACGGUUGUUCGAGGGGUGUAAUCAAGCAUACAUCUUGAAGUUCGAUAGCUCAAGUUUGAUGUUCGAGAAUCAAGAGAAAGGAGAAGCUGGGGAAUUGGUUUGCAGGGGAAAAGAGUGUUGCAGAGAGUUUUUUGAAAGGUUUCUUGCAGCCAUAACCAUUGAAGAGCUGGAAGAAGAACAAAAGAAGUUGAGUGAUUUUAAUUUCGUACCCCAUCAGAGGUUACAAAUUGACUUCCAUUUUAGCAGCCCUGUUGCUUCAUCCUCAUCAACUUCCCCUUACUCUCUUUUCUCUGAUCAAAGCCCUGCAUAAACCAGAGCCCAUCUGAAUGAUUCUAUUCCUUGUAUAUGAAUAGUGUAUAGCUUCUCUAAGAUUUUUCUCCUGGAAAUAAAACUCAUAUCUAUUGGACUAUUAUGAAAAA
Molecule: messenger RNA, 1991 nt
Organism: Cucumis melo (muskmelon)
Lineage: Eukaryota; Viridiplantae; Streptophyta; Magnoliopsida; Cucurbitales; Cucurbitaceae
Exons: 4
Coding region: 137-1882 (581 amino acids)
Source: RefSeq, a predicted model, not a curated record